UGAUGAUUCACGAACCAUUCAUUUUGACCGAAUUCUCUUAUACAUAGUACUAGUUUAUUAUAGAGGUGAGUGAUUAGGUCAUAUGAUUAAGCCUUAUUUCAAUUGCUUAGGACUAUAUAGUCAACUCGGUAAUGUGUGACAUUAUUGUUAUGCGUACUUUACUACUACAUAUUAUUUAAAUUUGGUUUGGUCUUGUACGUAUGAUCUGUUUAAGUAUGUUCUUUUCAAAUUUACCCUGUUUAAAUCUGAUUUAGUAUAAUAUGUUACGUAAUACUUCGUAUGAGUUAGUAUGAUCUCAUAUCAAACUGCAACUAAUCGAAUCUUAUAGUUCUGAGGCAAAUUAUAUCCUACAACCGGCUGUACCUUGAGCAUGGUACAGCCGGGUAUUUUUGUAAUAUAUUGAUGUUGGCAGCCGUUGUUGUUACAGGAGAAGGGAACGGUGAAAGAGCCGAGUCGGUCGUUUCCUGCUGUGGAUCAAAUUUUGCUACGCCUGGAACUCCGAAGAGCUCUGCACCGCCAUCCAUUCUGAUUACUUUUUCUUUUUGCUUUUUGCUUUGUGCACAACCGUCAUCUAGUUUUGUCUUUUUCCUUUGACUUUUUCUUUACUUUUACCUAGCUAGUUGAUUUUACUUUAUUUUGUUUAGUCUUUUUAUUUACUUUUUUUCGUUUGUUUAUUUGUUGAUUACUUUUUUUAUAUUAUACCAAGCACAUUAGAAAUGAAUUCUACCUUAAAAUCAAAUGAGUAAAACGCCUAAAAAAUGAACAUACACAAAUGAGCUUUUAAAUUUUUGAAUACUCAUUUUGUAAAUUAUGUAUGUUCAUUAAGUAUCUCUGCUAUGCUCAUUUUUAAAAUGUUUUAGCAAUGCACAUUUCAAAAAUCUCAUAUUACAUUAGAUUUAUAUAAGAGUUGAUUAUAGACAUGUUGGGAUAUAUUAUCCCGGCCUAUUACUGUUCAGGAGCCCAAGACUUUACGUAGUACGGAACCCAAUCAGUAAGGCCCAUUUUAGCCUAUCAGGCCUGUUUCGGCCUUUGGGCCCAUUUUGGCCCAUUCAGCCCGUUAGGGUGGGGAGCCUCCUUUCCCCCUAUUCCCUAUAAAUAGGAGGUUUCCCUCCAUGUAAAAGGAUCCCUUUUUAGCUCUCCCUCCUCCUUCUUUUAGACUUAGCUCAAAUACUCCAUUAAUGGGAGCUUGUACAAUGUAAUGGUGAGGAGAGUCCUAAUGAGAAAGAGAGGGCUUGGAUAUUAGCCUAAAAAGUCCCGUGAUUUUCUCCCUUUCGGGUUUCCACGUAAAAACUGAGUUGUUCAUACACAUCUAUACAUAUAUUUACUAUAUUGUGUUGGAUUAAACUCAACACUGGCGCCGUCUGUGGGAAUCAGUUCGAAAAGUUUAGCGUGUUCUUGAUUUUUCUACGAAAAAUCUGAGACGGGAGAACUGAUUUUCAACAAAAAAAAAAAUUGAUACGAAAAAGCUACUGAUUUGAAGAAAAAGAAAGGAGGCUGGAAACGCCCAGAUCUGAAAAGAAUCGGAAGAAGCCACCAGAGCCUAACCAGCCCGGCGGCGACGCUGCACCGAGCCGGAGGUGGAGUACGAACUCCGGCCUGCCUCAAAUUUCAUCACCCUAGUUGCGGCUCUUUCAUCAGGCCGGAGCACCGGCGAGCGUCGUAGCAGUGGACUCAUCCACCUCGCCGGUUAGUAUGGCUUUUCUCUGCUUCCGUUGCAGCUCAACCUCGAGCCAGGGGUGUUUCCGCCAUUAAUGGCGGUUGGGAGCUUAGAAUAGUGUGUAUCUCGAAGUCCAGCUGAUUUUCCACCGGAGACAAGCUUUUCGGGCCGCCCUUGCUCCGAUGCAGCAGCCAUCUCCACCGUCGCUGAGCUGCACAUACUAACCGCUCUGGGUCGGUGAGCUUGUAAGCAGAUCCUUCAACAAUCUAUCCAAAAUAUACGGAGCACUACGUGCCAGUCAAAUACCUUGGUUCUCAUAAGGCCACGUUCGAAGGAUGAAUGGUAGCAAACGAGUAAAGCUGGAGUACUUUUGACCAAAGUCAAAAGUUGGCAAGGCUGACUCCACAAAUCCUGAUGGCCGAAGCUCCCAUCUCCAAGGAGCUAAGUACCUAUAACUUCUAAAUUGGUACAUUAAUUAUUAAAUGUUUAAAAUGUUACAAGCAUGGCUGCUAUUAUUCUUUAUCACCAUUAUUUAUUAGGGGAUAAAUGUCCCGAAUUAAAUAAUGCGGAGCGAGGCUCUAGUGAUAGUUAGUUCGGCCAAUAUUUUAUUGAAUAUUUAAUUUUUUGUGGAGCCUGUUGGCCCACUCUCCAUCAGCUUGAUUAAGUGAUCCGAGCGUCCCCGGAAGGGCGAUGCCCCGACGACGCAUUUUAAUUUGAGGGGUGCGCAUUAGUCUGCAUGGCACUACGUGCCCGAUCGACGAUCAUACCCCAAUGUAAUCCACGCCGCUAGGCGCGAAGUCACUAUUGCCAAACGUGGCCUAUGGGGCCCGAGGGCACCAAAGCACUCAACCUCGUUUUUCCGAGGGCAGUGCGACUAACUUGGGUCUGAGUUGAAAACUCACAGACCGGUGAAUAUCUCUAUGUGACGUUCGGCGGGCUGCUAAUUGGCCCCGCCGCGAGCUGCUACGUCCAUUACCCCCGCACGAUGAGCCAGGACGAGGGUCACGAUAACCCAUAGGCCGGUAAUCGUAGGUGUUAGAGAGAAAGCCACGCAGAUGGUUAUGUGUGCAUAUUUAUUGUCGGGCCGUGCGGCCCGUUGCCAUGCUUAUUGCGCAGCUGAAGCCACUCGACGCGCUUGAGCGAAAUGAUUAGAAGACGCUCGGCCCGAGUCUUGAAGACGUGCAGGGCCGGCUAAAGAGGAGACCAUCACGGCUGAGGACCGUGAGACGAGCAUCUCCACCUAGAGGCCGAGGGCCUAGAGGAAACCACCACGGUUGAGAACCGUGGGACGAGCAUCUCCACCCCAGAGACCGAUGGCCUAGGAAGAACACCUAGAGGCCGAGGGUCUAGAGGGAACUGCCACGGCGAAGAACCGUGAGACGAUCAUCCAUCAUCCAGAGGCCGAGGGCCAAGAGGAAACCAUCACGGCUGAGAGCCGUGAUACGAGCAUCUCCACACCAGGAGCCGGUGGCCUAGAGGAGACCACUACGGCCGAGGGUCGUGGGACCAUCCUUACAUCACGACCGACCUCACGGUACGACGUGUUUAUCACCUGAAGACCGGCCUCGUCCCCGCGAUGCGCGGAUGAGGACCGUUGCUUGAUUUCAGAUCGGUCUCUCGUUGCCGACAUCAUUAUAUCACGACCGGCCUCUCGGCACGGCGUAUUUAUCUUUUGAAGACCGGCCUUGUCCCCGCACUACGCGGAUGAGGACCGUUGCUUGGAUUUCAGGUCGGCCUAUCAUUGCCGACAUCAUUAUAUCACGACCAACCUCUCGGCACGGCGUGAUUAUCUUAUUUGAAGACCGGCCUUGUCCCCGCACUGCGUGGAUGAGGACCGUUGCUUGGAUUUCAGGUCGGCCUAUCAUUGCCGACAUCAUUAUAUCACGACCGGCCUCUCGGCACGGCGUGAUUAUCUUAUUUGAAGACCGGCCUCGUCCCCGCGAUGCGCGGAUGAGGACCGUUGCUUGAUUUCAGAUCGGUCUCCCGUUGCCGACAUCAUUAUAUCACGACCGGCCUCUCGGCACGGCGUAUUUAUCUUUUGAAGACCGGCCUUGUCCCCGCACUGCGCGGAUGAGGACCGUUGCUUGGAUUUCAGGUCGGCCUAUCAUUGCCGACAUCAUUAUAUCACGACCGCCCUCUCGGCACGGCGUGAUUAUCUUAUUUGAAGACCGGCCUCGUCCCCGCGAUGCGCGGAUGAGGACCGUUGCUUGAUUUCAGAUCGGUCUCCCGUUGCCGACAUCAUUAUAUCAUGACCGGCCUCUCGGCUCGGCGUGUUUAUCUUUUGAAGACCGGCCUCAUCCCCGCACUGCGCGGAUGAGAGCCGUUGCUGGAUUGCAGGUCGGCCCCUCAGUGCCGACACUAUCACAUCAUGUUCGGCCUCUCAUCGCCGACAUCAUCAUACCACGACCGGCCCCUCGGCUCGGCGUGCUUAUCUUUUGAAGACCGGCCUCGUCCCCGCCACAUCGCGGACGAGGACCGUUGUUUGAUUCUUUCAGGUCGACCUCUCACUGCCGACACUAUCAUGUUAUGUUCGGCCUCUCGGCACGACAUAUUUAUCUUUUGAAGACCGGUUUCAUCCCCGCGCUGCGUGGAUGAGAGCCGUCGCUUGGAUAUAUCAGCCUGAUCGGACACUAUUGUCAUCUCCUUAUCAGGACCGACUGCUCAGCGGCAUUAUGAUCAUUAUUUGUCGGCUCCCAAUGCCGACCCUCUUGAGUUUGCGAUCGGGCUCACGACUCCCCUCCAGGAGGGUGACCAUCGCCUUCGCAUGAUGACCAGCUAUUCUAUCGCCUCGUCAUUAUGUUGUUCGCUAUGCCACCACCAUUAUGUGUGACAUCCCGUGAUCCCUGCGAGUUUCUUGGAUACCGAAUGUCUUCUUCGAUGUAGGAAGAUCGGUAGGACCAUGGACCAGGGACGGACAAAGAAGAGCUAGGGAAUCUCGAUGUAGAUAAACCUGUUCCUCCUUGUGAGUUUCGCGGAUACCGAACGUCUCUUCGAAGCAAGAGCGCCGGUAGGACCAAGAACCAAGGACGAACGAAGAAUAUAGAUUGCCUCCCUCAAACAAAAAAAAAAAAAAAAAGAGAUGGGGAGAAGAGGAGGGUAGCUCCUAUGUGGAAGGGAAUCUUGCCCGGGCGUGCCAGAUCUUCUCCCACCGCCGAAGACGAACGCCUCUCGAUGUAGAGGUUAGUAGAGACGCGGAGGGGGCUAGACGAACCAAGGGAGCUUUGCCAAGAUAAACCUGUUUAUCCCACAAUGACCAUGGAUCGAUGGACGUGGGAUAACAAAGUCGGGAACCCGUGAGGGUAAACCAGUUCGUCCCUGCGAGUUCCUUGGGUACCGAACGUCUUCUUCGAAGCAAGAGACGCCGGUAAGACUAAAAGGACCACGGACGAACAAAAAAAGGGGGAAUCUCGAUGUAGAUAAACCUGUUCCUCCUUGCGAGUUUCGAGAAUACCGGACGUCUCUUCGAAGUAAGGACGCUGGUAGGACCAAGAACCAAGGACGAACGAAGACUAAAAGACUCCAAAAAAAAAAAAAAAAAAAAAAGAAAGAAAGAUGCCAGAAGAGCACGGAGCAAAGAAUGAUUUUAUCCCUCAGCGCUAUUGGCCGGGAAGUACAAACUGGAAAACAUAUGUAAAGAAUAAUUACAAAACUUAAGUACGAAGAAUGAAGUGGCCGACGACGAUCGGCUAACAUCAGGCUUUCUUUUGCCUCGAACGACGAUUAGCCCCCCAGAUCAGGUAGAAGGGACAUCGCCCAGAUUUAUUUCAGGCUCACCAUUCCUUCCCGGAUGGAGUCCUGGCAGACGAUCGGCUUCUCACAGCCAAACAGGAGAGAGACUUGACACAUCACCAGCACGGCCGAGGGCCGUGAGACGAUUACCACUCACCGACAGGCCGAGGGCCAUGAGAUGAUCAUCACUAUUUUUCUGUAUCACGAUCGGCCCCUCAGCGCCAUCGUGUCCAGACUCACGGUUCGUCUUGCCCAUUCCCUCCAGGAUGGGGACGACCGUCUUAUGCAGUACGAUCGGCCCCUCAGCGCCAUCGUACCUGGCCUCACGUUCGGAUCGCCCCAUUCCCUCCAGGAUGGCGACGAACGUCUUAUGCAGUACGAUCGGCCCCUCAGCGCCAUUGUACCUGGCAUCACGUUCGGAUCGCCCCAUUCCCUCCAGGAUGGCGACGAACGUCUUAUGCAGUGCGAUCGGCCCCUCAGCGCCAUCGUACCUGAUUUCACGGUUCGGCUCGCCCAUUCCUUCCAGGAUGGCGACGACCGUCUUAUACAGCACGAUCGGCUUCUCAGCGCCAUCGUGUCUCUUUCACGUUCGGAUCGCCCCAUUCCCUCCAGGAUGGCGACGAACGUCUUAUGCAGUGCGAUCGGCCCCUCAGCGCCAUCGUACCUGAUUUCACGGUUCGGCUCGCCCAUUCCUUCCAGGAUGGCGACGACCGUCUUAUACAGCACGAUCGGCUUCUCAGCGCCAUCGUGUCUCUUUCACGUUCGGAUCGCCCCAUUCCCUCCAGGAUGGCGACGAACGUCUUAUGCAGUGCGAUCGGCCCCUCAGCGCCAUCGUACCCGAUUUCACGGUUCGGCUCGCCCAUUCCUUCCAGGAUGGCGACGACCGUCUUAUACAGCACGAUCGGCUUCUCAGCGCCAUCGUGUCUCUUUCACGUUCGGAUCGCCCCAUUCCCUCCAGGAUGGCGACGAACGUCUUAUGCAGUGCGAUCGGCCCCUCAGCGCCAUCGUACCUGAUUUCACGGUUCGGCUCGCCCAUUCCUUCCAGGAUGGCGACGACCGUCUUAUACAGCACGAUCGGCUUCUCAGCGCCAUCGUGUCUCUUUCAGGUUCGGAUCGCCCCAUUCCCUUCCAGGAUGGCGACGAACGUCUUAUGCAGUGCGAUCGGCCCCUCAGCGCCAUCGUACUAGAUCUCACGGUUCGGCUCGCCCAUUCCCUCCAGGAUGGCGACGACCGUCUUAUGCAGCACGAUCGGCUUCUCAGCGCCAUCGUGUCUCUUUCACGUUCGGAUCGCCCCAUUCCCUCCAGGAUGGCGACGAACGUCUUAUGCAGUGCGAUCGGCCCCUCAGCGCCAUCGUACAUGAUUUCACGGUUCGGCUCGCCCAUUCCUUCCAGGAUGGCGACGACCGUCUUAUACAGCACGAUCGGCUUCUCAGCGCCAUCGUGUCUCUUUCAGGUUCGGAUCGCCCCAUUCCCUUCCAGGAUGGCGACGAACGUCUUAUGCAGUGCGAUCGGCCCCUCAGCGCCAUCGUACUAGAUCUCACGGUUCGGCUCGCCCAUUCCCUCCAGGAUGGCGACGACCGUCUUAUGCAGCACGAUCGGCUUCUCAGCGCCAUCGUGUCUCUUUCACGUUCGGAUCGCCCCAUUCCCUCCAGGAUGGCGACGAACGUCUUAUGCAGUGCGAUCGGCCCCCUCAGCGCCAUCGUACCUGAUUUCACGGUUCGGCUCGCCCAUUCCUUUCAGGAUGGCGACGAACGUCUCAUUUGCAGCACGAUCAGCGCUUCAGCGCCAUCGUGUCUGGCUCACGUUAGGGUCGCCCAUCCCUUUCAGGAUGGCGACGAACGUCUCUUAUGCAGCACGAUCAGCGCUUCAGCGCCAUCGUGUCUGGCUCACGUUAGGGUCGCCCAUCCCUUUCAGGAUGGCGACGAACGUCUCUUAUGCAGCACGAUCAGCGCCCCAGCGCCAUCGUGUCUGGCUCACGUUAGGGUCGCCCAUCCCUUUCAGGAUGGCGACGAACGUCUCUUAUGCAGCACGAUCAGCGCUUCAGCGCCAUCGUGUCUGGCUCACGUUAGGGUCGCCCAUCCCUUUCAGGAUGGCGACGAACGUCUCUUAUGCAGCACGAUCAGCGCUUCAGCGCCAUCGUGUCUGGCUCACGUUAGGGUCGCCCAUCCCUUUCAGGAUGGCGACGAACGUCUCUUAUGCAGCACGAUCAGCGCUUCAGCGCCAUCGUGUCUGGCUCACGUUAGGGUCGCCCAUCCCUUUCAGGAUGGCGACGAACGUCUCUUAUGCAGCACGAUCAGCGCUUCAGCGCCAUCGUGUCUGGCUCACGUUAGGGUCGCCCAUCCCUUUCAGGAUGGCGACGAACGUCUCUUAUGCAGCACGAUCAGCGCCCCAGCGCCAUCGUGUCUGGCUCACGUUAGGGUCGCCCAUCCCUUUCAGGAUGGCGACUAACGUCUCUUAUGCAGCACGAUCAGCGCCCCAGCGCCAUCGUGUCUGGCUCACGUUAGGGUCGCCCAUCCCUUUCAGGAUGGCGACAAACGUCUCUUAUGCAGCACGUCUUCCUCUCGGCGCUGACAUGCUCGAGUUCUCAUUGAGAGCUACCGCUCCUAUCACAUCUUGCAUUCCCUCUUUCAUACAUUGCACCAUACAUUACAUGCAUUCAUGCAUCAUACCUCAUACAUUCAUACAUACACACGUGCAUCAUGUUUUGACAGUACCGCGACGUCGGUUUAUAGAUGCAUGGACCUCUAAGCUUCUCCGUUGGAAAGCUCGAGUCAGGGUCCUUUACUCUCGCCUGAUGCAUUCAGGGGGAGCGUGCCCGUGGAGGAGCACCCUUCGCCCAACCCCGUCGGGAACGGGGGUGCCCCACCGGCAGAUUACGUUCAGGAGUGUGGACAUCCACUCAUAUAUUAUGAUUAUUCGAAGACACAGGUUCCAGCUAGACCGAGGUAAAGCGCAGGCAAGAGUAUAUUUUCUCGAGCAGAUUCGCACGCUCACUACUCAAGAAACUGGGGGACUUGUGUUGGGAUAUAUUAUCCCGGCCUAUUACUGUUCAGGAGCCCAAGACUUUACGUAGUACGGAGCCCAAUCAGUAAGGCCCAUUUUAGCCUAUCAGGCCUGUUUCGGCCUUUGGGCCCAUUUUGGCCCAUUCGGCCCGUUAGGGUGGGGAGCCUCCUUUCCCCCUAUUCCCUAUAAAUAGGAGGUUUCCCUCCAUGUAAAAGGAUCCCUUUUUAGCUCUCCCUCCUCCUUCUUUUAGACUUAGCUCAAAUACUCCAUUAAUGGGAGCUUGUACAAUGUAAUGGUGAGGAGAGUCCUAAUGAGAAAGAGAGGACUUGGAUAUUAGCCUAAAAAGUCCCGUGGUUUUCUCCCUUUCGGAUUUCCACGUAAAAACUGAGUUGUUCAUACACAUCUAUACAUAUAUUUACUAUAUUGUGUUGGAUUAAACUCAACAAGACACGAGACCACAAAUCAUGAUACUCAAACGCAGAUUCUAAUACUCAAUAACGGGGAUUUGAUGCUCGCCGAAAAUAGAGGAGUUUUGAUGUUGAAUGAAAAUGUUGUGAUGUUCAACUAGCAAAGCAACUAACAAAUUCAUUAAUACUCAUGUUGUAAGUUACAUAUGCUCAUCUGAUAUUGAUCUUAUGCUCAUUUUCUAAAUGUCAUAUCAGUGCAUUUUUAAAAGUAUUAUUUUAUUAUAGACUCUUAAUACUCAACAUAAUAGGUUCGAUGCUCAUUAAAAGUUCAUUAAUGCUCAUUCACAAGAAACUAUGAUUUUCAUCUCAAUAGCAGAUGUUUGAUGCUCAAUUAAAAUGUCGUGAUGUUCAACUAACAAACCUUACGAUAAAAAAUAACAAAAAGAAAGUGAAUUACAAAUUAUGCAGCAAAGAUCACGAUUCUGAAUAUUAGACUUCUAAUACUCAACAGAGUAGGUUGGUUGCUCAUUAAAGGUUCAAUAUUACUCAUUCUCCAGAAGUCGUGACUUUGAUCUCAAUAGUGGAGGUUUGAUACUCAAUUAAAAUGUCAUGAUAUUCAACUAACAAACUUUACGAUUUUCAUAUCAAUGUGUCAUUUCUAAGUUAUGUAUGCUCAUUUGAUACUGAUGAUAUGCUCAUUUUUUAAAUGUCAUAUCAAUGCAUGUUUCAAAAGUAUCGUAUUACAUUAGAAUCGCAUAUUUAAAUUAAUAGGAGUAGAUAAUAGAUAUAAUUUAAUUAGUUUUUUAUAAAAGAAAAUAAUAGAAAAAGAAAAAAUAGAAGAUAUGAAGCAGAAAUUGUUAUACUCAUUGUUAACCUCUUAAUGCUCAAUCAAAUAGGCUAGAUGCUCACAAAAAUUACAAUAUUGCUCAUUUAGCGUAAGACGUGAUUUUUCACUUAAAUUACAAAAGUGUCACCGAAAAAAAAUGGUCUUUACUGCUUAUUGGGUUGUCUUCCUAAUUGGGCCGGAUGUAUAUACAUCUGGUUGUACCAUAUAGGCUCUCGAGUUCCGAGAGGCUGUACUUCAUGCUUCAUUUGUUUCAAAAUGACACAUAUAUUAUAUGUAGUACUUUUUCGUGAUUGAAUACCGGAAGUGAUGUCUCGAGUAUCGACUACUUUGUUUAGAGAUCGAAAGUUACAUCAUGUAUGGUCAAAACUUAUGUGUUUCUAAAAAUAUGAUUUAAAUCCGUUUCCUCAUAUGAUGUCACACAACAUGUAUUCAUACCAUUCCGAUUCCAUUUUUCUUACGGGGUAUUUCAUUCAAUACAUGGCCUAGUCAUAUGUUGGGAAAGAAUCAUGCAUAGUCAGUCAUAUAUUUCCUCCCUUUAUAUAAGAUCAUUUUUUAGAAAAUAAUAACUUUAAUGUAUACGAGUUAAAUAAAUAUUUUAUUCAGUUAUAGGAAAUUAUCACAUACGGAGUAUGUCAUAGUAGUUUAUCAAAAAGUUUAUUAAGCUCCAACUAAAAACAUUCGAUUGAGUCCCGAUCCUUAAAAAACACCCAAAUGUAUAAUUUAGUGUUGUUGUGAAAUGAAAAGAUGAAGACUAAAUUUAAGAGAUAGAUAUAGAUAAAACCUCUAAAUUACUUCUUCUUAAUAUCUGAGAUUUUCUGAGCAUCUGAAUUAAUUUACAAGGCUUCAUCAAGCUCCUAUUUAUAGUGGUUGAUCUUGAUGAUUAGUCAUCUAAAGGAUGACUCUACAAAUUUGGUGGCAAUAACAAACAGAGCCAUCUGUUCUAACUAGGUUACAAGGAUUGACACUAGAUUAGUGUCCUGAUUACAAGGAUUGAAAUUUGAUGACUAGGCUCAUUACAAGGAUGAAUAAUUCACACAUGUAAUUCCCAUG
This is a messenger RNA of Cuscuta epithymum, 10693 nucleotides long. The record is from the annotation of a GenBank genome assembly. Lineage: Eukaryota; Viridiplantae; Streptophyta; Magnoliopsida; Solanales; Convolvulaceae.